UGUGUGGGACUGAAGACAACUGCCCAUGGAGAAUCUAUUGCUCUUAUGAAGAGAGAUAUGGAAAGUGGAUGGUGAAGACAUAUGAAGCUGACCACAAAUGCCAAAAGGAUGGGUAUAGUAAGAUAUUAAAGUCGGGUGUGAUCAUGAAGAUCUUCAUGGACGAGAUUAGGAAUGAUAUCGAUUUGAAGCCUAAGUAUAUUCAAGAGCAGAUUGAGCAAAGGUUCAACUUGAUAACCACAAUUGACAAGUGUAAGAAUGCGAAGAAGAUGGCAAAAAUCAUCAUCAACCGUGACCAUGAAGAGCAGUUUAGUAGGCUAAAAGACUACCGACUUGCGAUUCUGGCUACCAAUCCAGGAUCAACUGUCGUGCUAGACACGGUCUUAAAUGAUGAUGGAGCUGAAGUGUUUCAAAGAUUCUAUGUGUGUUUUGAAACCAUCAAAAGCUGUGGACUAUGUGGUGUCGGCCUAUAUUUGGAUUGGAUGGAUGCUUCCUCAAAUGCACACUGAAAGGUCAACUCUUGGCUGCUGUAGGAAGAGAUGCAAAUAAUGGAAUGUACCCAAUUGCUUGGGCUGUUGUUGAUGUGGAGAACGAGGAUAACUGGACUUGGUUCCUACAGAAGCUGCAGUUUGAUUUUAACCUACAAGGAGGUCAAAAUUUCACCAUAAUAUCUGAUAGACAAAAGGGGCUGUUGAAUGCUGUUGAGAGGAUUUUACCACAUGUUGAACACAGGAUGUAUGCUCGCCAUAUAUAUGGCAAUCUGAAGAAACUCUUCCCGCGCCAAGCCGAGAUGAAGACUCUGUUUUGGAGAGUAGCUGAGAGCACCACAGUUCGUGAGUAUGAAGCUAGUAUUGCGGCGGUCCAAAGGUAUGAUAUGCGUGUCUAUGAAGCCAUGAUGGAGAAAAAUCCCAAGAAUUGCAGUCUCGCUUUCUGCUCUCCGAUGUCUUCUUGUUUGGAUGUACACAACAACAUCUCAGAGUCAUUCAACAACGCCAUUGAUCCUGCUAGAUACAUGCCGAUGGUUGAGAUGCUUGAAACUAUUAGAAGAACAACAAUGGUCCGUAUUGAUCUGAGAAAGAGGAUUGCAGCUGACAAUGAUAGGAGGUUCCCUUCUAGAAUCACAAAGAUCAUAGAGGCUGAGCAGAGAAAGCUGAAGUAUUGUAAGAUGAUCCCCGGUGGUGAUGGUAGAUGUGAGGUGAAAGAGGCGAGCAUAUCUUACAGCGUGAAUAUGAGGCAGCGGACAUGUGCAUGCCGUAAAUGGGAACUAGGUGGUAUUCCUUGUCGCCAUGCAUUACGUGUGAUCACAGAGAAGAAGCUGAAUUAUGAAGAUUACAUUUCUAGUUGGUACCUCAACACAAGGCAGCAACAAAUUUAUAGUGAUUCAAUUAGGCCGGUGAAUGGAAUGCGUUUUUGGGAACAAACCGGUACCAUUGUUAUUCCACCUCCUAGCUUGGAAGAAGAACUCGAGAACAUGAAAGGAAGGAAGCCAAAACCAAAGAGGAAGAAAGGUAAAAACGAGUCACCAACAAAGAAGAAGGUCAACCGAAGUGGUAGAGUGAUGCAUUGUAGUCGAUGUGGCGGUGAAAAUCACAAUAUUACGAAGUGCCCACGUCCAGGAGUGCCAAAGAAGAGACCACCCCCAAGAAAGAAGACAAGAACGAUGGCAGAAAAUGAGCAAGACUUCAUGAAUUGUGAUGACUUUGCUGGACCAAGUCAGCCAACACAAGAAUAAAUGAAAGAUGAAGAAGCAUGAACCAUGAAGGCGGUUUUUGAUGGAUCAUGAAGGCUGUUGCGGAUUUAUCUAUUUUGUUGUUAU
Molecule: messenger RNA, 1813 nt
Organism: Raphanus sativus (radish)
Lineage: Eukaryota; Viridiplantae; Streptophyta; Magnoliopsida; Brassicales; Brassicaceae
Exons: 4
Coding region: 452-1729 (425 amino acids)
Molecular function (GO): zinc ion binding
Source: RefSeq, a predicted model, not a curated record